Molecule: messenger RNA, 4680 nt
Organism: Patella vulgata (common limpet)
Lineage: Eukaryota; Metazoa; Mollusca; Gastropoda; Patellidae
Exons: 5
Coding region: 329-2836 (835 amino acids)
Source: RefSeq, a predicted model, not a curated record
CAGCCAAGGUAUUCACACCCGCUGAUGACGUUAACAUCUAGAGGAGAACCAGGACAAUUUACACAAAGUGAAGCAUCGUAAGAAAACAAGUCAUCUUUGUAGUAUUUGUAAAGAUUUUGGUUUUUAAAUAAAUUUUGCAAACUUCUGGACUGACAACAAUAGGCCACAAUAGUAGCCAGUGCACCCGUCCUAAAUAACAUCGGCAUAAUAAAAGGAGCGAAGAAAGUUUACUAAGCUUGAAUCUUUACUAAUAAUACUAUCAGCGUGGCUGUUCCAUUUACAGUUGUUUUGAAAGUGUCAAUUCACUCCAUGGUUUUAACCGGUCAGCAUGUAUCAACAAACUUCAAACUCGGUGUAUCCAAACCCGCCACCAGCUGCCUAUCCUGGCAGCAUUAAUGAUGGGAACAGAUACCAAGGGAGUUAUCCACCCCAAAAUUAUAAAAGCAAUCGGUACAUGAUGCGGCCAGUAAAUCAUGGAUAUCCCCAACAACAACAAUUUCAAAACAAUGCACGUCAACAAACAGCUCAGAAUUGGAGUGGAGGAGGAGUAAAUUCCCUAAAUGCCCAGUACCAGCAAAGUGCGUCUCUGUAUCCUGUAUUUCAGGAACAGUCCUUUAUUGCUCAGUAUGAUCAUGUUAAACAGCAUAUUAAUCCAAAUCAACGAAGUAUACCAAAUCCGCGACAAGCUUAUCCAAAUCAGCAACAAAACCAGCAUCUGGGUAUCCCCAUCCAGCAAUCGAGUGUCCAAAGUCAACAUUCAAGUGUCCCAAGUCAACAUUCAAGUGUCCCAAGUAAACAUUCAAGUGUCCCAAGCCAACAUUCAAGUGUCCCAAGCCAUCAUUUGAGUGCCCCAAGCCAACAUUCAAGUAUUCCCAGCCAACCUCCAAGUAGUGCCAACCUUUAUCCAAGUGUUUCUAACCUUUAUCCAAGUAUCCCCAACCUUCUUCCUGGUAUCUCUAACCAACAAUACAGCUCUUCACAUUUCAAGACAUUAAAGGCUGCAGCCACUACAUCUCCACAAGCCUGGGACAGCCAAUAUCAAUUAAGCGCGUUAGUAGAUGGUGUUGGUCUAAAUACUAUCCCAAAGCAGGUAAGGAAUUACCCACAGGCAAUGGAACCAGAACCAGAACCACCUGCUAGUAGAAGUUGGUACCGUCUUCCAGUUGCUUCAGAACAACCAUCAGUAAGAAAUCCUCCACCUCCAAAACAAACUUCUCCAAACCAAACGUCUAACAGCUUGUCUCGCAGCUCGGCUUCAGAUCAAGUAUUUUCUGAACCACAUUUACAACUACCAGUAUUACGAAGACCAAAAAGGGAAUCGUUAGAAAAGUCAUCCAGUGAUACAGCUUCAGCUUUAAAAAGGAUUAAACAAGAAAAGAAACAGUCUGAUAAUACUAUAUGUAAUCUUGAAAACAUCCCUUUUAGUAACUCCAUUUCUCCUGAAAAUGUUGGACACACAAAGAUGAUUUUGCCAGAAAAACAACAAGUAAACUCGGUGAGUAUGAUGGAUACCAAUUCUCAUCUUUCUCAAGAAUUGAAUGAUCAAACAGCAAAUUGUUUUGACAAAUCUCCUGAUCGAAAUGUUGUCAUCAUAUCCAGUGUGUGUUCGCAGUCCCAACAAUCUUUGAGUCCUGCGGAUGGAAAGACGCAAGGGACUGCCUUCCAACAAUUGCAGAAUAAUGACUUAUUAUCGAAUGGAAAUUCAGAGGGAAAUCUUUUUAGGAAACCCAAAGAUAAACAUCGUAAGAGGCGAAGGAGUUCUGAACGGUCAAAAUCUACAUCACCAGAAAAACCUCAAACAAGGAUAUGUGCCUCUCCUGAUUCAACAUUUCUACCAGAUAGAAUCCAGGAUAAACUUACUUCACCAACGAAAUCACCUUUAGAACCAUAUGAUCCUCUAUAUGAACAGAUCUCCAUGUCUCCUUGUAGUGAUACAACAAUUGCAUAUUGUGAUGGACAAGAUUGGGAUGAUAACCCAACAUCGAAAAUCGAUAAUAUUGAUUCAAGCGUCAGUCACCAUGUUAGUACCUUGAAGGGAAUAUACAAUGAAUGCGACGAGAGUAUUAGAAAACGAAGGAGAUUUUUAUUGGGCUCCGGAACUGAAUGUGAUUCAACUAAUGAACUUCUGGAUGAAGCUGUAAAAUCGAAUAGUCUAGAUCGAUUGACUCCCUUGAGGCAAAAUUCAGUAAGCUCUGUAACAGGCUGUGUUUCAUUAAAAGAUACUAAUGUUCGAUAUUGUGUUUCGGAAAAUAAAAUAUAUUAUUUGUUAAAUGAUUUUAGCAGAUUCAUCACAAAGCACAAAGAGCUUCAGGAUUCUAACUAUGCGGAGGUUAGAUUGUCUACGGAAGCAGAAUCUUUAGCCCUUUGUCAAGCCUAUCAUAAACUCUCACCACUAUCGGAAGGUGCUAAACUUGUGAAUUUUAAACAAGAACCAGAGAUUUUUCAAGAACCGGGAAUUGUUAAUGAAUUAGAAAGUAAUUGUGAUAAGGUUUCAAAUUUAACCGAAGACAGUUUAAGUGUACAUAAUGACAAUACGAGUGAACAUAAGGAUAAUUCUGUGUUGUUAAAUUCGUGGCUAGAAGAAACCAACAGUUGUACAGUUGAAACCAAUAGUGCUUUUAGUGAUAAUACUUGUAAUAGUAGAACUCUAAAAGAAGAAUUAGAGAAGUUAUCGGCCAUAUCUCAAGAGGUUAUUAGAAGAGCCUUCACAAAUCUCAAGAAGGAAUGUGACCAGUUGAGAGCAGACAAUAGUUCAUUAAGGGAAAACCUAGAUACAAAGACAAAACAAAAUAAUUUAUUAGAAGAUAUGUUAGAGAAAGUAUCAACGUUGAUGUAAAACAAAACAGAGCCUUGACAUGAAGAUUUCUCCGAAUUAUUAAUUGUUGAGUUUCCAUGGAAACAAAUUUGAAUUACAUUUAGUUUUUGAGGCGUAUUAAAAUCAGUAAAACACAGCAAUCACAAUUCUGUUGCAUAAUAAAAAAAAGAUUUAAAUACAGAUUCGACGCCAUCCUUCCAUAUUGGCAUUGUGUUAUUUAAGAUCAGAUAUUUAAGAUAAAUGUACGAAUCUUGUCCUUUAUGUGAAACAUACUUACUUUUCAUAUUGUCGUUUCUAACUUAAAAUGAAAUUGGAAAUAUAUAGAUCAAAUAAUACAGUAAGAAACGCACAGCCCAUUUUUCAUUUUUUUAAAAUUUGAACAGGAUCGUUGUUGCCAUAAAUCUUACAUGUUUUUAAUGUCAGUAUGUAAGGAUAAAAUAAAUUCAUUAUUUGUUUUAAAUGUAGGGUCACUAAUUGUGACUGGUCAUACUUUUUGCCGAUAUUUGUUUUCGCUUGUUUUCGCUUGAUUGCACCAAAACAUUUGAGUCGCAAGCUUUUCGCAUGAAACCCAAAUCUAAGGCCUUUAAAAUUCCGGGAUUCUCGGUUUCAAAGUCAGUUGCACAUGUAAACACCCAAUAUCACUAUGCGUUUCUUUUUUUGAAGAGUAUAUAUAUAUGUAUCCUUAACAGAUUUCUGUAGUAUUAUUUAUUUAACUGGUUUUAUUUACAUCGAAUGCUGGUUUUACCAAAUGCACAAAAUCUAGACAAACGUUGGUUUUUUUUAAUGUAUCAAAAACCAUUUAUCUAACGGUUACCCGGUCUGAAAAUGCUGUAAACGCAUGUACAAUAUUGUUAAAACCCGAGGUUUGUUGCUAACAAAUUUUUUCGAAAAUUGUUAGCCGUUUAGUCUUCCAAAAUUUGAUGCUUUUUAUAGAUAUAUUUAAUAAUGGGCCAAUGUUUGGAAAAAUUUUUGUUAAAGUUUAUUUAUAAGUAAGUAUUUUAUUACCUUAUUUGGAAAUGUUUGUUGAAGUUUAUUUAUAAUUCGUAUUUUAUGAUCGUACAUGUACCAGGUGCAGGUACAAUAGGUCGUUACCUCCUCGAUAUUUGGAUACAAAGAAAAUUGCAUUAGCCAGAAGAAUCAGAAGUGCUUCCCCGUGGUCAUAAACAAUGACAGGGUUAUAUAACUCAAUUAACACACCAGGUUUGACAAUGAAUAAGUCAGUUGUGUAAAUUUUGUAUGAAAACAAAAGAUCUUUUGUUAACGAUCAAAGAGUUAAAACAAAGUGGUGUAUAUUAUCUGUGUUGACCAACGAAUUAACUCAUCGCCAUCUUACUUGGUUUAAAAUAAAAUGAAAUGGGGUUUAACGUCCCACUGUUCUGCUCCGACUGGGAUAAGGAAGACGGACAUACGCCAUACAGUGUGCUAUGAGGGGAAUGUUGCCAGGCUUACUUGGUUUAUAAGACUUGCUAUAUCAUCUGUUGAUAAAUUGUGUUCACCCUCUUGGACAUAAUUGAGAUUUAGAUAGGUUAUCUCACCCGAUCAAAGAGUAUUCGUCCAUCACCCUUUUGUUGACUUCUUCUGUUUGCUUUUGAAUAUAAUUGGUAUAUUUUGAUCUAUUAGCACCCCCCCCCCUCCCUAAACCCAUAAUACAAUGUUUAACUGAAAUGUAACAAAGAUAGUCAGCUAUGUGGAAUUCUCAAAUGCAGUAAUGAGUGAUAUCCUAUAUUUGUUUUUGAUGGUAGAUAAACAUAAAUGGUUGAUCGUUCAAAGCAUAAACUAAAUCCAAACUGCCAAAUACGAUAUUAUUGUUAAGUUUUAUUUUACAUUAUUUUUUGUACAUUUUGCAAUAAAAAUGUUAAAUUCUU